GUUGGACGUCCUUGGAUGAAGGUCGUUGCCGGGGACGUCGUCAGGGUCUGAGACGUGUUCCGUGGAAGGGGGACCUCCCUCACCCCGGUGUUUACACUGCAUGCAUCGCCCCGGCGGGAAGGGAGAGAGAAACUAACCCACAUGUUAGGACCGGGCGGGGACCAACCCGGCCACACAUACAGGCGCUGUCGAGCCACCAGACACCACGCAAGCUUGUCAUUCCACACUCGCACGCUCUGGGCUGUGGUAACGCCUCUACAUCAGUAGCACCUCACUUCUCAUCUUUACUCCAGCAACUCAAGACACAGUUCUACCACCAUGAGGAGAUUUGUGUCUUUCUUGGUGCUCCUGUGUGUGAUUGUCUCGUGCCUUGCCGACCCAAUAGCACUACUGAGGGAACGGAGGCAAAGCAGGCCGGAGAAACCGACCAGGAAGCCAGACGAAAAAGCGAAGAAGGGGAUAACCUUCAGUCCUGUCAACAACAUCAUCGUGGACAGGGAAAGUCUAUGUGGAAAGACCAAUGGCGAACUGGAAUCUCUGGUGACAAAGCUGACAGAGAAAGUUGACGGCCUGACACAGCGCAUGCAGAACCUGGAGCGGUCCAUGGUGUUCCAGUCCGAGUCCAACGUUCCCCAGUUCAACCCUGACGGGGAGCGGUUCUUCCCUGCGACCAGACAAGCCGUGCCGUUUUUCCCAGGUGGUAAUGUGAUAGAGGACAGGGACGGGGUACGCCGCCAGGUCAACUUUACCGCUCUUCCUCGCCAUAACAUCAACAAGGGCAUUACUGGCACAAGUGCAGCCCUGAAGCCGAAGGACUGUGGGGAGAUUCUGGCGUGCAGCCCAGGGAACCCUGGGACACCCAGCGGGAUCUACCGCAUCACCCCUGACGACCAGGACGACGGGUUUGACGUCUACUGUGACAUGGAGACAGACGGCGGCGGCUGGACGGUUUUCCAGAGGAGAAAGGAUGGUUCCGAGGACUUCAACCGGAAGUGGGACGACUACAAGAACGGUUUUGGGAACAUGACUGGGGAGUUCUGGUUGGGUCUGGAGAAGCUGUACCGCAUCACGCUGCCCAUCUGGUACCAGAUGCGCGUCGACCUGGAGGACGCCAUGGCUGACAAGGUGUUCACCAUGUACACGGCCAUGUCGGUGUCCCACCGGAGGACAGGAUACGCACUGUCUAUCGGAGACUGGUCCGGAAGGGGAGGUGACGGCAUGGGGAGUAGCCGCAGCAUGAAGUUCACCACUACCGACCGUGACAAUGACAAACUGAAGGACAAGAACUGCGCCGACCUGGCCAAGGGCGGCUUCUGGUACAAUGACUGCGGCGACUCCAACCCCAACGGCUACUACUACCUGGGGGAGUACGAGUCGGACUUCGAUGACGGGAUCUACUGGAACGGCUGGCACGGCCCCACCUACUCCCUCAAGUCUGUGGAGAUGAAGAUUCGAGCGCGUAGCUUCGGCCUGGACGGGUACACCUGCUAUGAGAGCUGGGAUUCCGACUUAAGGAAGUAAAAUGGGUCCUGGCGCAGGGCUCAUCAAGAAAGAUCAAUUUGAAAGUUAACACGACUAAGAAGAGUAUGUUCUGUCCCUUAUUAUGGACACUUAUGUUUGGGUUAUUGUAAAGAUUCAUGAAGUAAAACAGGUCCUGGCACAGGGCUCAUCAGGAAAGAUCAAAUAAAGUUAACACAACUAAGAAGGGUUUGUUUUGUCCGUUAUAUUCUAUGGACACUGUUUGGGUUAUUGUGUGAUAGGAUACUAUGUAUGUGACACAAGGGUAAAGAUUGGAUAGUAGAAAAGGGUAAAAUUUUUUGUGAAGCCUUGCAAAGACCGUCAAGGUUAUGGGACUUACUACUACUACUUGCAAAGAAAGGUUAUGUUUUUGAUUUCAGGAAGGCAAGACAUAGGGCCAGUAGGUUGGGGUUUUCCUUGUAGGUAGGAGUUUGUAAAAAGCAACUGUUUGGUCAGAUUAGGUGAUACUGUAUUGUGAGAGAACCAUUGGACUGUGUAUAAAUAUAAUGUUAACACAGGAAUGGGGUUGUACAGAGAAAAUUAUGGUGAAGAAAACCCUGACCAUAUGAUUUGAUCUACGGAAGUCCAUGUAGAAACAUUUAUGUUAUGAAAUCUAAAAGAAUAUCCACAUAUUUAUCAGUUUUAUACCUUAGUAGAAUAGGAAGACAUACACAUAAGAUACCAUUGUCUGCUAUAUAUGCUUAUUAAGAUUGUUACGGCCAAUUUUUAAGCAGCUUUUUGCAGACAAUUUUUUACUAGUUGACUUGUGUGUACUUUUGAUAAAACUAAUAAUCAUACAUUUUGUAACAAACAAUGCAACUGAGAGAACCUCUUAAUACAAGAGUCUCUUUUUUAUGUUUUAAAGUAUAUUCUCCUACAAUAUGAUUAUCAUACUAUUUACCGAUAGCACUUAUAUGACCUUCAAACAAAUAUGGUUUGAACAAUAUAUCAAAUUUCAUACUAUGUUGAUUUAAAGCUAAUAAUCUGGUUGCAAAUUUAGCUCUUGCAAGACAAAAGUUGUGCCUCUGUCUGAUUUUAUGCAUUCAAACAAUAUUCUACUCUAGAGGAAACCAUAUUCUAGAAGUUUAUGAUUCUUCAACAUACAAUACUAGCAUUUAUGAUACAUGUAUUUAGCCUACUCCCUGCUGCCUCACCCCAGAACCAAUAUAAAUUUGGUGCCAAAUGGCUACCUUAGCAGGCUGAAGUUUCAAGCUUACAUUGUAUCUUUCAGAGCACAUUGUAUCUUUCUGCAGCAUACAAUGUAUUACAAACUAUCCUCUUGAUUUAUAUAAAGUAUAUCAUAUCACACUUGUAUGUAUAAUUGUCUUAAC
This is a messenger RNA of Branchiostoma belcheri (Belcher's lancelet), 2849 nucleotides long. RefSeq names its product fibrinogen-like protein 1. The transcript has 5 exons. The record is from RefSeq and is a predicted model, not a curated record. NCBI's taxonomy places the organism in Eukaryota, Metazoa, Chordata, Leptocardii, Amphioxiformes, Branchiostomatidae. Bases 319 to 1521 code for a protein of 400 amino acids.